This is a messenger RNA of Thlaspi arvense, 3292 nucleotides long. The record is from the annotation of a GenBank genome assembly. Lineage: Eukaryota; Viridiplantae; Streptophyta; Magnoliopsida; Brassicales; Brassicaceae.
AGAAAGAAAAACAAAGCUCACAAGAACUUUUUUUUUAUUAUUUAUAAGUUAGUUUGUAGUGUUUCUAAUGGCACGUUUCGAACCAUAUAAUUAUAACAUUGGUCUUAACCCUUUGUUAGCACAAGUUAACCAAAAUCCAGAGCUAAUAAGUCUGGACUCACCAGUUUAUACUCCUCCUUCCAGUUUCAUGCUUUUCUCCAAUGGAGCUAUAGUUGAUGCCCAUCAUAAUAAUUCUCACUUCUCCUCAAAUUUACUACACGGUGAUUUGGGAAGAAAAGGCAAAAGAGAAGAGAUUGGGUCAAAGAGAAAAAGAAAGAGGUCGGAGGAGGAAGAAUCCGUGAAUGAAGAUGAUAUUCAGAAGCCAAGAGAUGUAGUUCAUGUCCGAGCUAAGAGAGGCCAAGCUACUGAUAGCCACAGUUUGGCUGAAAGGGUACGAAGAGAGAAGAUAAAUGAAAGGCUGAAAAGCUUACAAAGCCUCGUUCCCGGCUGUUACAAGACAAUGGGAAUGGCAGUGAUGCUUGAAGUCAUCAUAGAUUAUGUUCGAUCACUGCAGAAUCAAAUCGAGUUUUUGUCCAUGAAACUCUCAGCGGCCAGUGCCUACUACGACCUCAAUUCUUUGGAUAUUGAACCAACGUAUAUGUCUCAGGGAUGGAAUAUGUAUAGUGCUGAAGAGAUGGAAAGGAUCAUAAGAGAAAGUGUUGGAACACAGCCUCCUAAUUUCAGUUCAACAUUUCCCUUUGGUUCUUAAGAAAAUCAUCAGAGAAACUGUUCUCUUCUCCUAUAAUUAAACUCUUUAAAUGUUUAUCAUAAUUGUAUAACCUAUAAGUGUGUAAGACUGUGUAACUUGAUGAUAAAGUUAUGUGCCAAAAAAACUCUAUAUUAAAAUAACAUGCAUAUGAUUUUGAUAUUACAAGGGAGAGGCACAGCAAUAAAGACUUUUCCUUUCAAACACAUACUCACACUUUCAACUUCCAACUACAGUAUUUUGUUCUGCUCACUGAAGACAAAUCUGGUUCAAAGCAUCAGCGACAUGCUUCAUCGAUGGACGUUUCUCGGGGAUAACACUAACACAGGCCAUUGCAACCUUUAGCACAGCGAUGACCUCUUCUUCAAUCUCUGUGUCCUCAGGCACCAAAUACGGAUCCAAAAUGUCUGACAUCUCUUUUUUCUCAUCGAUACACAUCUGUAUCCACUUCACUAUCUCCAUCUCCGAUUUACCAACAUAAACAAUCGGUAACCUCCCCGUUAUCAUCUCUAGCAAGAUAACCCCAAACGAGUACACAUCCCAUUUCUGUGAUGGCUUCACUGUCGCUUUCAUGGCUUCAGGAGCCUGAUAAAACGAGCUCAAGUUUGUAGUUGAACCAAUCGAUGAGGCCUUCUUGUUGGAUGGUCGGUCGUUUGUGGUUGAUUCUAAUGAUCCGGCGAUGCUAGAGAGGUGCAUGAGUCCGAAAUUCGAGAUAUGAGGCUCCAUGUUCUGCCCGAGAAGUAUAUUGCUGAGUUUCAGAGAUCCAUGAACAUACUUCUUGGGGCUAAACUCGUGAAGAUACACCAACCCUCUUGCGGCUCCUCUCAUUAUCUUUAACCGAACUUCCCAAGACAGCGGCUUGAAUGACACCAUACCGGGAUUACCGUGGAGUGCAUUUGCAAGGCUUCCAUUAGUAAUGUAGUCGUAGAUGAGAAGCUUCUCUUCCACUGACCAAUAAUAAGCUUUGAGACUGACGAUGUUCGGAUGCCUUAGCCUCCCGAUUGCUUCGACUUCUGUCUGAAACUCCUUGCACCUUUGGGACCCUCCUUCUCCCAAUCUCCUAACAGCUACGGUUAAACCAUCUUCGAGGACGACUUUGUACACAAUCCCGUUCCCGCCUUUCCCAAGAACGAAAGCCGAAGCCUUGAGCAGCUCAUCUAAAUCCAAAGCCAUGUGUUUAUCCAACAGGACAAGAUCCUGCUGUUGCGGCUCAAGAUUCUCUGAAGAAGGGCUCUCUGAUCCGUCUUUCCCAAAACAGAAAGAAGGUUUCUUUUCUUUCCCUUCUUUCUCCAGCACAUAGCCUUCCUCAUCCACGCUGUUACGGCGCGAGCAGAGCUUCAAGUAGCAACAAGAGAAGAGAAACCCAACAAUGCAGAUUCCAAUGGCGUCACAGACCACGAUUGCAACAACGGCGGAUUUGCUUAGACCUCCUCCUUUCUUGGACCUUCCUUCACCAUUGUCGUGGUUCUCCGGUACAAAAGGGUGAGAUGUUGGAGAAGUAUCUGUAUUUGGCAGACAAGGAUCCUUCAAUGGAGGGCCACACAGCCUCGGGUUCCCCAAGAACGCAGUUGGUCCUCUGUUAACCAGAGCACCGGUUUGUGGGAUUGGUCCACUCAAAUUGUUGUGAGCUAAAUCAACAUACACUUUCUCAGGAAGAUUCCCCAAGCUAGCUGGAAUCGAGCCGCUAAACGAAUUGUGAGACAAAUCAAGAGUUCCUUGCAAUCUAGUCAGAUUACCCAAAUCAUCAGGAAUUAGACCAUUGAGAUUGUUGUAAGAAAGGUCAAGCUUUUGUAAAGAACUCAAAGCAUGACCAAAUCCAUUAGGGACAGAACCAGUGAGGUUAUUCUGGCUCAAAUCGAAGCUCCUAAGCCUCUUACACCGCAGAAUCGAUUCUGGGAUCCACCCAUUUAGAGAAUUAUGCGAAAAAUCCAAAAUUUGCAGGAGCUUUAGCUCCCCAACCUCGUUUGGAAUCGACCCAGAUAAGGAAUUCCCAUAAAGAACCAAACUUUGAAGCCGUUGAGCUUGAAAGAGCUCAACGGGUAAGCUCCCACUAAGCUCAUUGCUUCUUAGAUUCAAAUGGCGGAGAUUAGAGAGUAAACCCAGAGAGGAAGGAAGAUGACCUACAAGUUUCUUCUUGGGGAUGCUAAGAGAAACGACAACCUUCUGAUCAUCACAAGUGACUCCGUUCCAAGAGCAAGGGUUUUGAUUCUCGGAGUUCCAAUUGCUUAAAGAACCAUCUGGAUCUCUGGAAAUGGACUGCUUCAGAGUCAGUAGUGCAUACCCUUCGUCGUUCAGAGCAUUCAAUUCGACAUUGAAGUUGCAGAUAAGAAGAACCAAGAGUAAAAGCGAUCCCACCGACAUUUCCGAGGAAUCGGUAAUAUAAAAAAUAGCCGAAUUUCGACAAGGAUUUACUUUUCAGAGGCAGAAAUCAAGGAGAGAACAGUUUGCGGAGAUUGAUUGAGAGCGAGCUGGGAAAGAGAGAGAGAAGUGAGAGUGUGAAAGCAUGGAAAAGGAGAGUGUAGAGACGUUGAAAAUGUGAGAUUCGGC